This is a messenger RNA of Cuscuta campestris, 2587 nucleotides long. The record is from the annotation of a GenBank genome assembly. NCBI's taxonomy places the organism in Eukaryota, Viridiplantae, Streptophyta, Magnoliopsida, Solanales, Convolvulaceae.
AGAAAGUCCUAAUUGUAUUGAUCUUUGAUCUGUUGCGCUCGCAGCACCAAAGCUACAAUAUCAUCAAUCGUCUCACCCCAUCGCUUAAUUCCGCGCCGUCAUAUGUUACGACAAGAUACACACCAGUUGCGGAAACCACAUCACGAUAUCACACGUUGUAGUCGAGAAUUGUAUUGAUAUUCAUUCUGAUUUUCACAGAUGAUCUUCGAUCUGUUGCGUUCGCAGCACCAAAGCUACAACAUCAUCAAUCGUCGCUUAAUUCCGCGCCGUUGGUCUUGACAUCAUCAGAGCUCUCCAUCGUAUUCUAGGUAGUUCAGCAGCUGUUACACUUUGGAUGCUUAAUUCUUUAUUGUGUUCAUUAUUGAGUUGGGAACACUUCCUCUCUCAGUGCGAUGGGUUGGUAUGGUCUGGGAUUUACUUAUACUUCAAAUGAUAAAGUGGUCUGUGCAAAGGUCAGAAACAGCUUAAAUAUAGAAUCCAUUGAAUUUCCACCUUUGUGCAUGUCUUCAGCUAUCAUUGGUCAAGCUUUGUAACCAGAGUCCUAUUGUUAGGCAAUUUUUCAUUUCUUUGGCCAUGUAUGUUUGUAUAGAAGAUGCAACUGUCAGAUCUUCAGACUCAACUCUCCACGUAAUAUUUCACAUGUGGAGGACACCCGGACAUGUUUACGGGUUGAUGAAUGGCUAUAGUUGAUAACUUGAAAGGGUGUGCGAAUGUAAUUUUGUUAGCAUACAUGUGAUCAAGCAGUUGCAAAUUCAUAGAGACUGUUCAGAUGUACAGUGCUAGUGACAGUGGCAAUGGAAAUGGUAGUGGAGCACCUGCAUUGCUACAUCCUAUUUCGUGAUGAAGUUUGCAUACUUUCUGUGCACUCGGAAACAUGGAUGUUUAUGGAUGAGAUGUCUAUGGAUGUGAGAAGUUUAUGUGGGAUGUCUACGUGUAAACCAAUGCCAAGAGGGCGUGGGAAGUUUAUGGAUGUUUCGCCCCUUUCGUUCUUGGGGUUUUCUUUUGUACUCAGCUUGUUUAUAACCUCAGAGUUUGGCGGUAAAAAGAGUUAAGUUUUCUGAACACAAUGUGUCUUGGUUCUCUGAAAUUAUUUCACUAAGAAGUGUAUGCAGUUUGUAAAGAGUGGUAAGCGGUUUAAUAAAAGGUGAACACACUUUGUAAAGACUAAAGUAGGGUGAUAUAAAUGAGAUGUCUCUAAGAAUUCAUUUUCUUGAAUUCAAAUUAGGAUGAACCGGAGUGAUAAUGAUGGUGGUUCUAGGUAUCUUUGAUAGCUCUGAUGGCUCAGGCUUAACUUUUUUUCCCAAUUUUAAAUUCAAACUUGCUUUGUCAUACAAAUGAUCAUCUAGCUGCCUGAAACCGAAAACUUUCUAGUGGCUCUGCCACUUUUAUCUUUGGGAUUAUUAUUACUCCUUUCGCAUGUAUUUACAUGUCUUUAUAGCUGUCUUCUUGAUGGAUUGGAGGCGGUAAAAUAAUUUGCAUGUUCUCACAGUGGAGAACAGGUGUAUAUGAUGUGAAUGCUGGAAGAAUUGAUGCCUUCCAAUGGCACAUCUGCCCCUUUACCUCAUUUCGUGAAGUUGUCCUUUCCCAAUCAGAUUCCAUCUUUCAGAAUAUUGGCAAGCUUUGUUCCGGUCCCCUUCAUACUUCUUCGCUUGACAUGGGCUUUAGAGGUAGCUAAUGGGGAGGAAGGCACUGGCGUGUAGGCCCUGGUGCUGUGGCAGUGUCACAUGGUGCCAGUAGAAGUAUGAACUCGCUGAAAGAUAAAGAGUAAAGUUGGAAGAAAUAUCCUUCAAGAAAUUUGGAGUAGGAAAUUGAAACCGGGUUCGUAAGAAACAAAAAGGAUCCUCCACAUGAUGAGUGUUGUGUUUUGGUGGUUUGUUGAAUCCUUGGAAAAAAGGGUGGUCUUUUGUCUGUGAGUACUUUGUUUUUAGAAUUCACUGACCACAAGUAUUCCGGGAAUUGAGUAUAUCCAGGAUUCAUGCGUGGGGGUGGUGGUUUGCCUAGUUCAUAGUAGUGUAUUUAAAAGGUAAGGGUUACAUUGGCUCGGAGUUGGAAAGUCAAGACAAAUGUCAUUCUCCUGCACACAGAAUGGAUGCUAUGGAAGAGCUGAAAGAACUUGUCGAGUGCUUUAGGGUGUUGUCGCCAGAGCUUAUAUCAUGGACUCUGGCAAAUAGAAUUGAUAUUUGGGAGCAGAAUCCGAGAAUGAAGCUUUCUGAAAGAGCUCGCAAAAUAUUGAGAAAAAUAUUUGCGGUCGGCUAUCAAUCAAUAUGUGCAUAUGGAGGGUCAUACCACUCUUUAGGAGAUUUUAAAAUUGACAAUGAUGGAGCUGCAUUCUUCCUUGAGAACAAGUUUAUCCAAGAAGCUUCUGGAGAAGAUGUCCAAGCCCUAUAAGGGUUGCAUUAAAUAUAGUCGACCUUUUUUGGCAUGUUGCACCUGGCAAGCAAGAUCCCCCCAUUGAAGUCAAGAACUUUAGGGAGCUUUGUUCUCUUGCCCUAAAGAAGACUGACGAGAUAUCUAUCCGGAAGCUGUGUUAUUACAUUUUCAAAAAUCCGAUCGUGUUUGAUCGAGGGAAUGAAUUAUGCUUUCUACU